Messenger RNA from Symbiodinium sp. CCMP2592, 387 nucleotides. The record is from the annotation of a GenBank genome assembly. NCBI's taxonomy places the organism in Eukaryota, Dinophyceae, Suessiales, Symbiodiniaceae.
AUGAUCAUUCGUGGAGGAAGAUGCUGCUGUCCACAGAGGCUGGACACUCCUACGCGGAACAUGAGCUUCCGCCUUUUCAGCUCGGACAAUUCCGAGGCUCAAACUGUCCUGUUCCAUGACUCUUCCGGCGCAGAGGGUUUCUGGGAGAGACGAUUCCGCAGGGCCAGACGGAAGCGAGUGCAGAUGCUCCAGCAGAUCAAUGCUGCGCACGACCAGAUGAGAGUUUUCUAUGCGCUUGGGCGACGGCGUCUUCAAGACAAGGGCAGGUUAAACGAGGAACAUGCUGCCAAGUUUGCCCGCAUUGACGAGCGCCUCUUCGGUUUGCAGCGAGAUCCUUUGCAGCUUGAGCAUCUGCCUGAGUAUUCGCAGGAUGGCAUAGGCAAUUGA